This is a messenger RNA of Debaryomyces tyrocola, 864 nucleotides long. NCBI's taxonomy places the organism in Eukaryota, Fungi, Ascomycota, Pichiomycetes, Serinales, Debaryomycetaceae. The record is from the annotation of a GenBank genome assembly.
AUGGCUACUGAAUUGACCGUUCAAUCUGAAAGAGCUUUCCAAAAGGUUCGUAUUAUAUAAGUUAUAAGCUUGAUAGUUGGGCAGGCUCACCAUACAUUGAAUAAAAAUCGAGUACAAGAAUAUGAAGUAAAGUUGGACAUAAAUGAAAAAUUAACCAAAUAUGAAGAAAAAAGAGUCACCGAAGAUUGAAACAGAGGAAGAGGAUCGAUAGGUAUAUGAUAGUGGGUGAAGAUACUGAAAGACAAGAAGAAGAUUCGUAAGUCCAUAAAGGAUGAUAAUGACUACAAUAACUAAAAUAAGAGAGCAGAAGUGACGUGAAAAGUGAAUGAUGAACAUAUGACUUCAGUGUAUGGUGGGAUUGACAACGAAAGCGUUGGAGUCGUGAAGGUGAUUCUCGAUGAAGUGAAAAUUUUUAGAGCGUAACAUACUAACAGACUAUAGCAACCACAUAUCUUUACCAACCCAAAGGCUAAGGCUAACAGAAAGACCAAGAGAUGGUUUAAGGAAGUUGGUUUAGGUUUCAAGACCCCAAAGGCUGCUAUUGAAGGUAACUACGUCGACAAGAAGUGUCCAUUUGUCGGUUCUGUCUCCAUCAGAGGUAAAAUUUUAACUGGUACUGUUGUCUCCACCAAGAUGCACAGAACUAUUAUCAUUAGAAGAGACUACUUACAUUAUGUUCCAAAAUAUAACAGAUACGAAAAGAGACACAAGAACUUAGCUGCUCAUGUUUCCCCAGCUUUCCGUGUCCAAGAAGGUGAUGUCGUUGUUGUUGGUCAAUGUAGACCAAUCUCCAAGACUGUUAGAUUCAACGUCUUAAAGGUUGCCGUUUCUAAGUCUAAAUCUAAGCAAUUUACUAAGUUUUAA